UUUCGUCAAUCUCAGUGAACGACGACGACGACGACAACAGCGAAGGACACAAGAAGAGAGGAGAGGCUGUUGUUGUUUCAUUAGCGUGUGCAGCAAGAAGCAAGCAGGAAGACUGUAUGUCAGUGCUGCCACCCACCGCUCCAUCAUCAUGGUGUCCCAGUAUGUCGGACCACUGCUGAAGGUGGUUAUCCUGGCCCUCGUCGCAGCUGUUGCGUUCAGCAGCCGCCUUUUCGCCGUCGUUCGAUUCGAAAGCAUCAUCCACGAGUUUGAUCCCUGGUUCAACUACCGCGCCACAGCGCAGUUGACGGAGAACGGGUUCUACGAGUUUUGGAACUGGUUCGAUGAGCGUGCCUGGUAUCCCCUCGGCCGCAUUGUCGGUGGCACGGUGUACCCUGGCCUGAUGGUGACGUCCGGCACCAUCCAUUUUGUGCUCAACUCGCUGCUGCACAUUCCCGUGCAUAUCCGCGACAUCUGCGUGUUCCUGGCGCCGCUCUUCAGCGGGCUGACUGCUCUGGCCACGUUUGCCUUCACCAAGGAGGUCUGGAACGACGCAGCAGGCCUCUUUGCAGCAGCCUUCAUCGGCAUUGUCCCCGGCUACAUCUCACGCUCCGUUGCGGGCUCGUACGACAACGAAGGCAUCGCCAUCUGCUUGCUCAUGACGACGUACUAUCUGUGGAUCAAGGGGGUGAAGACUGGCAGCGUGGCGUGGGCCGCACUCUGCGCCCUCGUCUACUUCUACAUGGUCGGCGCAUGGGGCGGGUAUGUGUUCAUCACCAACCUGAUUCCGCUGCACGUGCUUGCGCUGAUGGUGAUGGGCAAGUUCACGUCGCGCGUGUACACGGCCUACACCACCUGGUACAUCCUCGGGCUCAUCCUCUCCAUGCAGAUUCCGUUUGUCGGGUUUCUGCCGCUCAAGACGAGUGAGCACAUGGCUGCAUUUGGCAUGUUUGGCCUCUGCCAGAUCUACCAGUUUGUCUCGUAUGUCCAGACCAAGGUCUCUAAGGCCCAGUUCCAGACGCUGGCGUGGUCUGUCUUCUACGGGGCGCUUGCGCUUGCUGUCCCCGGGCUGAUGGUGCUGACGCACCUCGGAUAUGUCGCCCCCUUUCAGUGGCCGAUUCUACUCCCUCUGGGACACCCGUGCGCUCACUGUCCAGCGCAGCGCUAUCAGGGCAGGUGGUAUCUGGGGUCGCGGUCAAUGUGUCCGCGCUGGACGUGUGUGCGUGUGCUUGUUGUCUUCGGGGGGCGUGUGCGUGUGCGUGUGUUGGUGGUGGUUGUUGUUGUGGUGGUGGUGGUGGUUGUUGUGGUGGUGGUGGUGGUGGUUGUGGUUGUUGUUGUUGUUGUUGUUGUUGUUGUUGUUGUUGUUCGUCCUGACGGGAGCCGCAACAUCCUGGAUGACUUCCGCGAGGCGUACUACUGGCUGCGCAUGAACACUGUCGACGACGCCAAUGUGAUGUCGUGGUGGGACUACGGCUACCAGAUUGCCGGCUUUGCCAAUCGCACCACUCUUGUUGAUAACAACACUUGGAACAACAGUCACAUUGCUCUGGUUGGUAUGGCCAUGUCAUCGAACGAGACGCGCGCGUAUGAGAUUAUGCAGGAGCUCGGCGUCAACUACGUCCUCGUCAUCUUUGGCGGCGUGAUUGGCUACUCCGGCGACGACAUCAACAAGUUCCUCUGGAUGGUCCGCAUCGCACAAGGGGAGCAUCCGCACGAGAUCAAGGAGUCUGAGUACUUCACGCCGCGCGGAGAGUACCGGGUUGACGCAGAGGCGCCCGAGCGCAUGAAGACCUGCCUCAUGUACAAGCUCUCCUAUUACCGCUUUGGCGAAGUCGCACAGGGGUGA
This is a messenger RNA of Salpingoeca rosetta, 1843 nucleotides long. RefSeq lists its product as uncharacterized. Lineage: Eukaryota; Choanoflagellata; Craspedida; Salpingoecidae. The transcript is spliced from 15 exons. Gene Ontology annotation, biological process: post-translational protein modification. Gene Ontology annotation, cellular component: membrane. Gene Ontology annotation, molecular function: dolichyl-diphosphooligosaccharide-protein glycotransferase activity. The record is from RefSeq and is a predicted model, not a curated record. Bases 149 to 1843 code for a protein of 564 amino acids.